AGGUUUUUCUCAGUCAGCAAGAGCUAUUGAUAAUAUUCAAUACAGGAGAUACGCUUGCAUGCUCAAACUGCAAAGCACGCACUAGCAGAAACCAAUGGAUGGCAGCUCAACAAGAUUGCAUUAUACCGGCAAAAGAUGGGGUCAAGCGAUGCACUUGUUCCUGACGCCAGAUCAACUCUGGUCCGACUACAUCCAUAGAAGGAAUAGUUUUCCCACCUAUCCAAUCAACCAAACCAAUCUCAAUUCAACCAGGUCGACCAACUCGAUCUUCUCAGGACCUUCGGAGACAACAUGGUAGCACUCCAAGAGUCUCAUUCGAUCUUCGUGAAAGAAGACGGUGGUUCUUUGUUCUGGAAUGCUGAUACUGCUCCUACCACACCCUUGAGUCCUGUGAAUUCUGAAAGGAUGGAGAUACUGGUUCACUCCAACAGCACUCCGCUGCAUCUCCAAACCAGAGUUAACACCUGGUCUUCUCCAAUCUCUCACUCCUCGGAGGCUGAUGAGGAACUUUCUCCCACUCUUCAAGUGCAUGUCAAUUGCCAGAAUGAGCCACAUUGCACUCGCUUCUCUUCUCCUUACAGCCUGCUCUCUCCAGUCCAAAGUCCGCCCGUGGAUAUCAAGCUCAACUUCAAAGCUAGUCCUUCCUGUCCUCGGAGCAACCUCGACAUCCAACGCUCUUGCUUCUCUCCAUUUCUCUUUGUCGGUGCCAGCCCCUCUGCUCCAAUUGAGCCACAGGAGAAUGGGCAGACGAGGCUGCUACCGGUCCAUGCAAACGAGACAGAGUUCGUCGAACAGGACGAGAACGGAAGGUUGUGGUGGACGGAAGUGGACGAGCUGCAUGAUGAACGCAGUAUGUUUUCUGGGAUCUGUGGUGAUCUUGAAACUUCAUCGUUCCUUGUUCUUCCAUCUCUUCUCUUUGCAGAUAGUAUGGGAAGUCAUGGAGCUGCAAGCGAUCUCACGCAACCAAUGGGCGGGAGAAGUCCCAGGCUCCACCUUUCCACCGAACCCUGUCUCCUUCCUCAGAUUAGAUUCGCCCUCGAAACGAACGGGAGCAACCUGCAAGGGGAGAUCACAGUAGAGGAGAUCGAGAAGGCAAUCAUGUCGAGCGCACUGAUGAACAAGAUCUCCUUGUCCCACGAAGAGGCGGAAGAGUGUGCGCAGCUGAUCGUCGAAGAGCUUGACGCCGGCCAUGGAGCUUUCGAGUCGCUUAAACAAGAAGACAACUUGGCCAAGACUUCCGCGCACACAGGCUGGUCGCCAUCGAGGCCGACGAGCUCUUCCGGCGGCCUGACCAUGUCGCGGAUCGACCUCUUCCUCCGAACGCACUGGAGAAGAGCUUGGGUGGUUCUGCUCUGGCUCGCCGCCUGCAUGGCGCUGUUCGCUUGGAAAUUCGUGCAGUACCGCCACCGGCUGGCCUUUGACGUCAUGGGGUACUGCUUGUGCACCGCCAAGGGCGCUGCCGAGACGCUCAAGCUCAACAUGGCCCUCGUUCUCCUCCCCGUGUGCCGUAACACCAUGACGUGGCUUCGCAGAAGUCGUCGGAUCAACUCGGUCGUACCUUUCAAUGACACCAUCAAUUUCCACAAGCUGGUUGCAGGUGGGAUAGUGAUCGGCAUCAUCCUCCAUGGCGGCACACACCUCACCUGUGACUUCCCUAGGAUUGCCAACGCCGACAGAUUGGUCUUCCGGCAAACCAUCGCCUACUGCUUCCAGUAUCGCCAGCCAUCCUACGUGCAGAUCGUGCUCACGACCGAGGGCGCCACCGGGAUCGCCAUGGUGGUCCUCAUGAUCGUUGCGUUCUUGCUCGCGACACGGCCAUCGAGAAGGAGCCCGGCGUCGUUGCCGAGGCCGAUCGGCCGGUGGGCGGGCUUCAAUGCCUUCUGGUACUCGCACCACCUGUUGAUCCUGGUCUACGUGCUGCUCGUAAUACACUCCAUGUUCCUGUUUCUGACACACGAUGUGACCGAGAAGACGACAUGGAUGUAUAUUGCGAUCCCGGUCCUAAUCUACGCCGGGGAGCGAAUGUUUCGGACGAUAAGAUCAGAGAUCUACAAUGUCGAAGUCGUAAAAGCAACAAUCUACCCCGGCAAGGUGUUGUCUUUGAAGCUGAUGAAGCCUGCAGGAUUCACAUUUCGCAGUGGCAUGCACAUAUAUGUUCAGUGCCCUGAGAUUUCCAGAUUUGAAUGGCAUCCAUUUUCUCUUACCUCUGCACCAGGAGAUGAUCAUUUGGGCUUGCACAUAAGAUCGCUUGGAGACUGGAGCUGCCAAAUCUACAGCCUUUUCCAAGAGGCAUUGCUCUCCGGUAAGCCGGAUCUGCCACACGUAUCCAUUGAUGGCCCCUACGGCGCAGCUUCUCAGGACCACGCAAAGUACAAGAUCAUCUUGCUCGUCGGGCUCGGCAUCGGCGCGACGCCAUUCAUCAGCAUCCUCAAAGACAUCGCCAAUGGUCUGCGCAGGCCGCCGCCGCCAGAAGACAAUGUGGGAGAUGCCAAUGGUCGAAGGACCGGGAGCGGCCCCGAGAAAGCUUACUUCUACUGGGUCACGAGAGAGCAGGGCUCCUUCGAGUGGUUCAGGGACAUCAUGAAGGAGGUCUCAGUGUUGAACAAGAAGCAGGGGCUGAUAGAAAUGCACAACUACCUGACGAGUGUGUUCGAGGAAGGGGAUAAGAGAUCGGCGCUGGUGAGAGCAGUACAAGCCCUCCAUUUCAUGAAGAGUGGCGUAGACAUCAUCUCCAAGACGCCGGUGAGGACGAAGUUUGCCAGGCCAAAUUGGUCCAGGGUCCUCUCUAGAUUGGCUGGUAGACAUGGAGGAAAGAGGAUAGGGGUUUUCUACUGUGGACCAGCAGCUCUGGGAAGAGACUUGGAAAGAUUGUGUCAUGAGAUGAGCAUCAAGACCUCCACCAGAUUUGUGUUCCACAAGGAACAUUAUUAGUUCUACAAGUUGCACACCAGAGAUAAAAGGAUGUCAUUCUUUUUAUUACCUUUUUUUUUUUUUCUUUUUUUGUUGAGGCACUUAACCUGAAUGAAUGAAUGUUUCAGGUUGAGGAUAAUAGUCUUCAAGAAAAUGAAUGAUGAAUAAACUCUUUUCUAACCCCCAUGUAAGGGAAUAGCAUU
Molecule: messenger RNA, 3113 nt
Organism: Musa acuminata AAA Group (dessert banana)
Lineage: Eukaryota; Viridiplantae; Streptophyta; Magnoliopsida; Zingiberales; Musaceae
Product: respiratory burst oxidase homolog protein F-like
Exons: 15
Coding region: 292-2931 (879 amino acids)
Cellular component (GO): plasma membrane
Molecular function (GO): NAD(P)H oxidase H2O2-forming activity
Source: RefSeq, a predicted model, not a curated record